Messenger RNA from Rattus rattus (black rat), 927 nucleotides. Its product is annotated as olfactory receptor 8S1-like. Gene Ontology annotation, cellular component: membrane. NCBI's taxonomy places the organism in Eukaryota, Metazoa, Chordata, Mammalia, Rodentia, Muridae. Gene Ontology annotation, molecular function: olfactory receptor activity; G protein-coupled receptor activity. The record is from RefSeq and is a predicted model, not a curated record. Gene Ontology annotation, biological process: G protein-coupled receptor signaling pathway. The transcript has 2 exons. Bases 1 to 927 code for a protein of 308 amino acids.
AUGGAAGUUAGAAAUGUCACUGAGUUUGUGCUACUCGGACUAACCAGCAACCCUCGGAGCCAGGUGCUUCUCUUUGUGCUGUUCUUGGUGAUUUACCUCCUGACCCUCGUGGGGAACCUGCUGAUGCUGAUGCUGAUCAGCUCUGACGCCCACCUUCGUACCCCCAUGUACUUCUUCCUGAGAUACCUCUCCUUCAUGGACGCUUUCUACUCUUCGGUCAUUGUGCCCAAGUUGCUGAGAAACCUUAUUUCUGAGUGGAAGACCAUAUCCUUCCUUGGGUGUUUCAUUCAGAUCGCCCUGGUCAUAUUUUCUGGGGCCACCGAAGCCUGCCUCCUUUCCGCCAUGGCCUAUGACCGGUUCCAGGCUGUGUGCCACCCGCUGUUGUAUGUGGUCACUAUGAAUGGAAAGGUAUGUUCUGGGAUGGUGGCUAUAUCCUGGGCCGUAGGAAUGAGCGUUAGCCUGGUUAACACCCUCCUGCUAGCUCAGGAGAACUUCUGUGGCCCCAACGUCAUCCACAAUUUCGCCUGUGAGCUUCCUCCGGUGCUCUUGUUGGUCUGUUCCGACCCCCACACUACUAUUGCCUCCAUCCUGACCACGUUGGUGAUCUUGGGUUUUGGUUCACUUAUCCUCCUGCUGGGAUCCUACAGCCGCAUCAUCAAGACAGCCCUGGGCGUCAACUCGGCCGCAGGUCGGAGCAAGAUCUUCUCCACAUGUUCCUCCCAUUUCCUUGUGGUUACCAUCUUUUAUGGUUCAGGAGUGUUCAGGUACAUGACUCCAGCAUCCGGCUCAGCCUUGGAGCAAGUGUUGUCUUUGCAGUACAGCGUGGUGACCCCGCUGCUAAAUCCCCUCAUCUACAGCCUGAAAAACAAGGACGUCAAGGCGGCUCUGAGGAGGAUGCUGAGCAGGAAGUCCAGACUGACCUUGUAG